AUGACAUGGCGGAAACCCGUCCACCUGCGCGACGAGAGCAAGGAGUCGCGCAAUGUGAAGGAAUUCUACCGCUUCCUCGCGUUGACAUCGCGCUCGUUUGUAGCUGUCUGUCAAGAGCUUCACCCGGAGCUGCUUUUGCCAGUAGUUGUCUUCUACCUCGUUCUCCGCAGCCUCGAUACUAUUGAGGACGACAUGACCAUUGGCAUCGAAGAGAAGGAGCCCUUACUACGUAACUUCUACACCCGCAUCGACGAGGAGAACUGGGCCUUCGAUGGCAGUGGCCCUGAUGAGAAGGACAGGGAGGCGCUCGUCAAGUUCGACUGCGUAGCCAGAGAGUUUAAUCUGCUCAAGGACGAAUACAGGGCAAUCAUUAAGGACAUCGCCAAGGGAAUGGGCAAUGGCAUGGCCGACUACGCGAAAAUGGCAGAUGAAAAUGCCAACGGUCUGAGUGUCAAGACUAUCAAGGACUAUGAGCUAUACUGUCACUACGUUGCAGGCCUCGUCGGCGAACUUCGUGGGACCGGCCCUCCUCACGUAGAAACCCAAGCUGAUGGAGUGAAUGGGUCAGCUCCUGCAGCAAACGAACAUUAUCCGCGACAUCCGGGAAGAUUACGACUCCAAACGAUACUUCUGGCCAGAGGAAGUCUGGUCCAAGUACGUGGAAAACUUCAGCGACCUCUUCUUGCCGCAAAACCGGGAGAAGGCACUGCAAUGCAGCAGUGA
Molecule: messenger RNA, 723 nt
Organism: Coccidioides posadasii C735 delta SOWgp
Lineage: Eukaryota; Fungi; Ascomycota; Eurotiomycetes; Onygenales; Onygenaceae
Source: RefSeq, a predicted model, not a curated record